This is a messenger RNA of Hyaena hyaena (striped hyena), 3680 nucleotides long. RefSeq names its product mitogen-activated protein kinase kinase kinase 5. Bases 1 to 2937 code for a protein of 978 amino acids. The transcript is spliced from 24 exons. Gene Ontology annotation, biological process: MAPK cascade; cellular response to stress; intrinsic apoptotic signaling pathway in response to oxidative stress. Gene Ontology annotation, molecular function: ATP binding; MAP kinase kinase kinase activity. NCBI's taxonomy places the organism in Eukaryota, Metazoa, Chordata, Mammalia, Carnivora, Hyaenidae. The record is from RefSeq and is a predicted model, not a curated record.
AUGAGUAGCUUAUUUGAAUCUCCUAUGAACUGCUAUAUUUAUCACUUGUCUCAGCCUGGUUCUUGGUUCAAAAAGGCAUUUGAAUCUGAGCCAUCACUACAGUCAGGAAUUAAUUACGCGGUCCUUCUCCUGGCAGCUGGGCACCAGUUUGAAUCUUCCUUUGAGCUCCGGAAAGUUGGAGUGAAGCUAAGUAGCCUUCUUGGUAAAAAGGGAAACUUGGAAAAACUCCAGAGCUACUGGGAAGUUGGAUUUUUUUUGGGUGCCAGUGUCCUGGCCAAUGACCACAUGAGAGUAAUCCAAGCAUCUGAAAAGCUUUUUAAACUGAAGACACCGGCAUGGUACCUCAAGUCUAUCGUAGAGACAAUUUUGAUAUAUAAGCAUUUUGUGAAACUGACUACAGAGCAGCCUGUGGCCAAACAGGAGCUGGUGGACUUCUGGAUGGAUUUCCUGGUGGAGGCCACAAAGACAGAUGUGACUGUCGUUAGGUUUCCGGUGUUAAUAUUAGAACCAACCAAAAUCUAUCAGCCUUCAUAUUUGUCUAUCAACAAUGAAGUUGAGGAAAAAACCAUAUCUAUUUGGCACGUGCUUCCUGAUGACAAGAAAGGUAUACAUGAGUGGAAUUUUAGUGCUUCUUCUGUCAGGGGAGUGAGUAUUUCUAAAUUUGAAGAACGAUGCUGUUUUCUUUAUGUGCUUCAUAAUUCUGACGAUUUCCAAAUCUAUUUCUGUACAGAACUUCAUUGUAAAAAGUUUUUUGAAAUGGUAAACACCAUUACUGAAGAGAAGGGGAGAAGCACGGAGGAAGGCGACUGUGAAAGUGACUCCUUGGAGUAUGACUACGAAUAUGAUGAGAAUGGAGACAGAGUGGUUUUAGGAAAAGGCACUUAUGGGAUAGUCUACGCAGGCCGAGACCUGAGCAACCAAGUCAGAAUCGCUAUAAAGGAAAUCCCAGAAAGAGAUAGCAGAUACUCCCAGCCCCUACAUGAAGAAAUAGCAUUGCAUAAGCAUCUGAAACAUAAAAAUAUUGUCCAGUAUCUGGGCUCUUUCAGUGAGAAUGGUUUCAUCAAAAUCUUCAUGGAGCAGGUCCCAGGAGGAAGUCUUUCUGCUCUUCUUCGUUCCAAAUGGGGCCCAUUAAAGGACAAUGAGCAAACAAUUGGCUUCUAUACAAAGCAAAUACUUGAAGGAUUAAAAUACCUCCAUGACAAUCAGAUAGUUCACCGCGAUAUAAAGGGUGACAAUGUGUUGAUUAAUACCUAUAGUGGUGUUCUCAAGAUCUCAGACUUCGGGACAUCAAAGAGGCUUGCUGGCAUUAACCCAUGUACUGAAACUUUUACUGGCACCCUUCAGUAUAUGGCACCGGAAAUCAUAGACAAAGGACCAAGAGGCUACGGGAAAGCAGCAGACAUCUGGUCUUUGGGCUGCACGAUCAUCGAAAUGGCCACAGGGAAACCACCUUUUUAUGAACUGGGAGAACCACAAGCAGCUAUGUUCAAGGUGGGAAUGUUUAAAGUCCACCCGGAGAUCCCAGAGUCCAUGUCAGCAGAGGCCAAGGCAUUCAUACUGAAAUGUUUUGAACCAGACCCUGACAAGAGAGCUUGUGCUAACGACUUGCUUAUUGAUGAGUUCUUGAAAGUUUCAAGCAAAAAGAAAAAGAGCCAGCCUAAGCUUUCAGCGCUUUCAGCUGGAUCAAAUGAGUACCUUAGAAGCAUAUCCUUGCCUGUGCCCGUCUUGGUGGAGGACACCAGCAGCAGCAGCGAGUAUGGCUCGGUUUCUCCAGACACGGAGCUGAAGGUAGAUCCCUUCUCUUUCAAGACGAGAGCCAAAUCCUGUGGUGAACGAGAUGUAAAAGGAAUACGGACACUCUUUCUGGGCAUUCCGGAUGAAAAUUUCGAAGAUCACAGCGCUCCACCUUCCCCUGAAGAAAAAGAUUCAGGAUUCUUUAUGCUGAGGAAGGAUAGUGAGAGACGGGCCACCCUUCACAGGAUCCUGACUGAAGACCAAGACAAAGUUGUGAGGAACUUAAUGGAGUCUCUGGCUCAGGGGGCUGAAGAACCAAAACUAAAAUGGGAACACAUCACAACCCUCAUUGCAAGCCUCAGAGAGUUUGUGAGAUCCACUGACCGAAAAAUCAUAGCCACCACACUGUCCAAGCUGAAGCUAGAACUUGACUUUGACAGCCAUGGCAUUAGUCAAGUCCAGGUAGUACUCUUCAGUUUUCAAGAUGCCGUCAAUAAAGUUCUUCGGAAUCAUAACAUCAAGCCACACUGGAUGUUUGCCUUAGACAGUAUCAUCCGAAAGGCGGUGCAGACGGCCAUUACCAUUUUGGUGCCAGAACUGAGGCCACAUUUCAGCCUCGCGUCUGAGAGUGAUACCGCGGAUCAAGAAGACUUGGAGGCUGAAGAUGAGCAUGAGGAACAGCCCUCAAACCAAACCGUCCGAAGGCCUCAUGCUGUCAUCGAAGAUGCCGUGGCUACCUCAGGGGUGAGCACGCUCAGUUCUACCGUGUCCCAUGACUCCCAGAAUGCUCACCGAUCACUCAGUGUGCAGCUUGGAAGGAUGAAAAUAGAAACUAAUAGAUUGCUGGAAGAAUUGGUUCAGAAAGAGAAAGAAUUACAAGCACUCCUUCAUCAAGCUAUUGAAGAAAAAGACCAAGAAAUUAAACACCUGAAGCUUAAAUCCCAACCAAUAGAUAUUCCCGGACUGCCUGUGUGUCACCGGGCUUCCCCCGGCACAAAUGCUGAAGAGUCGGAACUUGCUGAGUGGCUGAGAGAAAAGGGAGCUGAUGAAGACACUAUAAAUCGGUUUCUGGCUGAGGAUUAUUCUCUAGAGGAUGUUCUCUACUGUGUUACACGUGAUGAUUUAAAAUGCCUGAGACUAAGGGGAGGAAUACUCUGCACGCUGUGGAAGGCCAUCACUGACUUUCGAGACAAACGGACUUGACCAUCGCUCAGUUUGUUUUCAAACUGGAGAUUCCAGCAAUACAGAACUGAUCUUCUUGGGGAAGGGAGAGGAGAAAGGAGCUGCACUUUAAAUCCAGUAUUUGUUUACUCGUGUUUAAAAAAAAAGAGAAAAUACACUGAACUGCUUCUAUUUCUAGAAUUCAUAAGGACUCUUUGUAAGGACUCUCCAAAAAUAAUCCUAAACAUUAGGAUGCUGAAGACUAUUUUAGUCUAAACGUUUUUAUGGAGAUAUUUUUCACUCAGCACCUACUGCACCUCAGCCCAAUGUUUAUUUCACACGAAACAGAUAGAACAUUUCACGGGAUUGUGCAUCACUGGAACAAAACCAAAAUGUGACCAUGACUUUUCAGGCUUAUGUGUGUUUGUAAGAUACUCUGAGUAGAAAUGCGUUAAGUUCCAUUACUGUAUAAAGUUUAUGUUUUUUUUUUUAAGUGUGCAGAAUCUGAAAGCAAUGGUUUGUACUUACUUAUCUGUAUUAAUUGUAAUAUUGAGUAUAUUUUGUAACUUAAGUUUCUGGCCCCUAGUACAUCCGUUUGAGUCGUUUAUGUACUACUGAACUGUGCCAGUUGUACAUGCGUGAAUCACAGUAAUGUUAGCUUGUUCUAAAGCUACCCAUUGUGUCAUAUUUACUCCAGUAAGUAAAAAGACUCUUAACAGACUGUUUGAUAAAUUCUAAAGGAUUCUUAUUUUGCUUUGACAAACAAGAUAAACUACUGUGUCAAA